UGCCGAUGUGCUCUCCGUCGUAUAUAGAUUUACACGGACCAGAGCAGCAGAGCCACCCUACACUUUUUUUCGGGAAAAUCCUCCCUCUUUCUUGAAAUCCAAACACCGUCAAAAGCCAUUUUCCCCAAAACCCUAGAUGUCGACAUCGGGGCAGCCUCAGUUCCGCUACACCCAGACCCCCUCGAAGGUCCUCCACCUCCGCAAUCUCCCCUGGGAGUGCGCCGAGGAGGAGCUCAUCGAGCUCUGCAAGCCCUUCGGCAAGAUAGUCAACACCAAGAGCAACGUCGGCGCCAAUCGCAACCAGGCCUUCGUCGAAUUCGCAGAUUUAAAUCAGGCUAUAUCAAUGGUUUCAUAUUAUGCAUCAUCUUCAGAGCCUGCACAAGUUCGUGGCAAAACUGUGUAUAUUCAAUAUUCAAAUAGACAUGAAAUUGUGAACAACAAAAGUCCGGGAGAUGUUCCUGGAAAUGUCUUGCUUGUUACCAUUGAGGGCGUAGAAGCUGGUGAUGUUAGCAUUGAUGUGAUUCACUUGGUCUUUUCUGCUUUUGGCUUUGUGCAUAAAAUUGCUACCUUUGAAAAGGCUGCAGGUUUCCAGGCAUUAAUCCAGUUCAGCGAUGCUGAGACUGCAUCUGCAGCUAGGAAUGCCUUAAACGAAAGAAGCAUACCCAGGUAUUUGCUUCCAGAGCAUGUUAAUUCAUGUCACUUGCGUAUUUCAUAUUCGGCACACACUGAUCUGAACAUUAAGUUCCAGUCUCACAGAAGCAGGGACUAUACGAAUCCAUACUUACCCGUUAAUCCUACUGCAAUUGAUGGAAUUGCUCAGGUACCUUCUUGUUCUUAUGAUAUUGAUUGCUUUCGGCAGUGGUGCAUGACACAAACUACCUGUCAUUUCCAGCCUGCUUUAGGGCCUGAUGGAAAAAGGAAAGAACCUGAGAGUAAUGUUCUUCUUGCCUCGAUAGAGAAUAUGCAGUAUGCUGUCACUGUGGAUGUUCUUCACACGGUUUUCUCUGCAUUCGGUACCGUCCAGAAAAUUGCUAUAUUUGAGAAGAAUGGUCAAACCCAGGCACUUGUCCAAUAUCCUGAUAUUAGCACCGCAGCAGUUGCCAGGGAGGCUUUAGAGGGACAUUGCAUAUAUGAUGGUGGCUAUUGUAAGCUUCAUCUAUCAUACUCUCGUCAUACUGAUCUCAAUGUAAAGGCUUUCAGUGAUAAAAGUAGAGAUUAUACAAUCCCAGAUGCGAGUUUGCUUGCAGCACAACCAGUGACAGGUCUCCCUGGUGCUCCAGCAGCUUGGCAAAAUCCUCAGGCUGGUCCAAUCUAUCCUGGAAAUGAUUUUACUGCUGGAGUUGCUGCGCCACCUCACUAUCCUGGUGGACAGAUGGCUCCAUGGGAUCCCACCAUGCAGGCUGGCAGAACUUCAUAUGGCUCGGUUGCUAGCACUUAUCCUGGUCAACCUUUUGCAGCCUCGGUUCCUGCAUAUGCGACUGCAGUGGUGCCAGCAGGUUCCUCACCACUCACACCAACGAGCCAAAUUCCUACUACUGUCACUUCAAUGGGAUUUUCUCCGACGGUUCCAACGAAUGUGCGACCUGGUGAUGCUUCACCUCCUGGUCAGCAUACAUACUAUGGUUAAUAGGUUGUAUCUUUUCGUCUAUAUUAGCAAUUUUAGUCUCUCUUGUCCUGCUCUCUCAACGUCUCGUAAAAACAUUCUACAUAUUCGUUUUGCUUAUUCCCGAACUCAAUCGUGUUUAUUCUGCCCUGAAAGAAACUUGUAACUGUUUAAAUUUGUUCAA
Molecule: messenger RNA, 1787 nt
Organism: Juglans microcarpa x Juglans regia
Lineage: Eukaryota; Viridiplantae; Streptophyta; Magnoliopsida; Fagales; Juglandaceae
Product: polypyrimidine tract-binding protein homolog 1
Exons: 9
Coding region: 137-1627 (496 amino acids)
Biological process (GO): regulation of RNA splicing
Cellular component (GO): nucleus
Molecular function (GO): mRNA binding
Source: RefSeq, a predicted model, not a curated record